This is a messenger RNA of Xyrichtys novacula (pearly razorfish), 357 nucleotides long. The record is from the annotation of a GenBank genome assembly. NCBI's taxonomy places the organism in Eukaryota, Metazoa, Chordata, Actinopteri, Labriformes, Labridae.
AUGAUGGACGCUGCACUCCAAGGGCAGCAUUCCAUCAGGCUGCCCCCUGGUGUGGCAGCCAACCUGACCACCACUACAGGUGGUGUUGUCACCUCCCCGUUCUCUGACCCUCCCAGAGAAGGAGCACCACCGCCCAAGAAGAGGGCAAAAAUAAGGGAAGGGCUCCUCAAAUUCAUGAAAGAGCAGGCAGAGAGGGACGAAACGCGAGAGAGGGAGGCAGUGGCCAGAGAAGAGGUGAGGGAAAGAGGAGCAGCAGAGAGGGCAGAGAGAUAUUUAAAUCUAUUUGAAAAACUUGUUGACAAAUGUAAGUGUUUAAUCUUAUCAUUUUGUUUGCAGUUGUUAGUUCAGGGUUAUUAA